Messenger RNA from Pichia kudriavzevii, 1968 nucleotides. RefSeq lists its product as uncharacterized. The record is from RefSeq and is a predicted model, not a curated record. Gene Ontology annotation, molecular function: protein binding. Gene Ontology annotation, biological process: anaphase-promoting complex-dependent catabolic process; protein K11-linked ubiquitination; positive regulation of mitotic metaphase/anaphase transition. The transcript has a single exon. NCBI's taxonomy places the organism in Eukaryota, Fungi, Ascomycota, Pichiomycetes, Pichiales, Pichiaceae. Gene Ontology annotation, cellular component: nuclear periphery; anaphase-promoting complex. Bases 1 to 1968 code for a protein of 655 amino acids.
AUGGUUGCGACUAUUACCAACGGGGAACUAAAUGAGUUCCAAAGUCCGCUACAAUUUUCGAAUUGCUUUACACUAUGCCCUGCCAUGGAUUUGGUCUCAUUCCAAUUGACUAAAAAUGUGUUGUUGGUUUACCGGCGGGGUAAUGAGAAAGUAUGGGAUAUUGAACCGUUUCAUAGCUCAGGCAGUAUGUGUAUUAAAGGAUUGGAAUGGAAACCGGACGGUAAACUAUUUGUUUUGUUUUCCAGCGAUGGUUCAAUUGAACUUAUUGAUACCAUGACCGGUGCCGUUCUGAGAGAGUUGGACUUAGGGCUUUCAAACUUGACCUGUGUGAGAUGGUUUCAUAAAGAUGGAGAGUCCAGGGCUACGCAUGGUAAAGGAAAAAACGUGAAAGGCAUUUUGAAGAGUCUCGAUAUCACUACUUUGUUGCCACGAACCGGUCACACCCAAUUGAACACUGUUCAAGAUAAAACGAAUCCAUCAAGAAAAAUGAGUGAUAUGGACAUGUUGUUUCUAGGGACGAAAGAAGGGAAACUCAGUUGCAUAUUUGCCGGGAUUUUUAUUGUCGACGAUAUCGCUCAAAAGUCAUUUGUGUCUUCAAAGAUUAUAAAUAUAGCAUCAAACACCUCUUUAACAGAUCAGUAUGUACUGGUAGAGGUAGGAAACAAGAUUAAACUUUUUAAAGUUAGCCUAAAAUGUCUUGAAAAUGAUAACGACUUUUGUGAAUUAUUGCUAAUUUGUACGAGGCUGUUGAACUUAUCCCUUCAUUUUAAAAAGUCAAUCAACAGCAUAGAAAACCAGUAUAAGCCGUAUAUAGAGUACACAAUUAGAAUAGUACAGCUUUUAGGGAGUGAAAUAAAGGAAGACGGGGGAACGGACCCAGAUUCUGGUAUCUGUCAUGAUGCAGCUGAUGAGAAACUGAAUAUAGGUGACAGCAGUAUCAAUCCCAUAUAUGACUUGUAUGACUUAUUAUUAACAGGAUCACUGUCGAAAGCAACAAAAAAAUGGAUCACCGACUACUUGGGUGAUAAAGGUAUCAAAAGGUGGACCAAGUUAGGACGUUCAUAUUUUGACACCGCCAGAAACCAAAUUUAUACUGAAAUAAUAUCAUCAUUGCAUCUUUUGAUAGUAUACUUGACAGAUUUGAGUGGGAUAUGUCGUUUGAAUCCAGAAAAGAGUUCUAUAAAGCCCUUGGAUAUUGAAGAAUGCAUUAAAAUGACAGAGAAUUAUCUCAAGUAUUCCUACAAGUUUAUGAUUCAAUUGAAUGAUUAUCAAAAGUACUUUGAACAAACAAUAGCAUGGUUAUCCAGCGUUUUGUCAGAAAUAACAACUGAUGAAAAGAGAAAUACAUCAUUUGCUACAAACGAUAUCACUAAUUACCUAAUGUUCCUCAGUGAAAAACUGAGUUUCUCUGGUGAUAACAACGAAGAAAAAGUUUUGAACGACUCAAAAUUGGGUGAUUUUAGCAAAAUAACGGAUACAGUGUUGAACAAGCUAUUUGACAAAGUUAAAAAUGAUAUCAGGUUGCAUGCCCAAGCUGAUCAAAGCAUUGAGUUAUUUUGUGGUAACUAUCCAACGGCAAGGAACCUGAAGCUUUCAAUAUGCACUGAUACUAUUGGUCACGCUUCAAUAUUGUUGGAAAAUUCCAAGUUGGUUAUCAGAGAGAUCCAUUUAAAAGACUUAUCGGGUGACGAGUUUGUGUUUUCUCUUCCAUGUAAAGAACCUGUCGAAUAUGAACUCAUAUCACCUACUGUGCUGAUAAUAUUGCUAAACGAUUCCCUAGAGAUAUACAAUAUCUCAUACAAAAGUAGGAAGCUAAGUUUACAAGCAAAGUAUAACUUCAGCAGUAUAGACCAUCAAGAAGAUCACGUGUUCGAAGGAGGGUCAAUGACAGUCAACCAAAAAAGGAGUAUCAUUUGUAUUUUGGAUUCCUCAAAAAGGAAGUAUCUUUGGCUGAAUUAUUCAAUCUAG